Molecule: messenger RNA, 618 nt
Organism: Ustilago hordei
Lineage: Eukaryota; Fungi; Basidiomycota; Ustilaginomycetes; Ustilaginales; Ustilaginaceae
Exons: 1
Coding region: 1-618 (205 amino acids)
Biological process (GO): chromatin remodeling
Cellular component (GO): Swr1 complex
Molecular function (GO): nucleosome binding
Source: RefSeq, a predicted model, not a curated record
AUGCCAGCAUCAGUAUCACUCCGCAAACGACGCUCCGUCACAUCACGGCCCAUCACCAAUCGACCCCAAACCAUCACUGGACAACAGAACAAACUUCUCAACGAAGAACAGGAGCGUGAGCGACAAGCAAAGGAGCUCGAUGCCCGAAGGAGACGAGCUCGACGUCGCUUGGACGAACUCGAACGGAUCAACUACCGCGACGCUCCUACCGCCUCUGCCGUCACCACUUCCACCUCCGAUCCCGCAACGUCCAAUGCCAAUGAAACAGCAGCGGCAUUUUCAGCAGAGACAGACAGCGCAGCAACAGGAGCAGCAGGUGUCAGUCUGGCGCAACGAAGGCGAAACCAAGCCGAAUUGAGGCGUAUCUUGGUCAGUGGCAGACGGAACCUGCAUUCGAUGGUAGAGGAGUUGGUGGAUCAGGCAAGGCUUCCAUUACGAGGCGGUAAGCCGAAUUGGAGGACUGCGAGAUCAGGAUUAUCAGAAAAGCCAGGGAGAAAGUAUUGCAGUAUUUGCGGUUUUCACGGUGAUCUCUCAUGCAUACGAUGUGGACACAGAUACUGCUCGCGAAAGUGCAGGGAUGUACACGACGAAACACGAUGUGAGAGACCUCUCCGCUAG